Messenger RNA from Haliotis rubra (blacklip abalone), 859 nucleotides. RefSeq lists its product as uncharacterized. Lineage: Eukaryota; Metazoa; Mollusca; Gastropoda; Lepetellida; Haliotidae. The transcript is spliced from 5 exons. The record is from RefSeq and is a predicted model, not a curated record. The coding region runs from base 35 to 859 and encodes 274 amino acids.
AAAACAACAACACGAUUUCGGAUAUACUUACACGAUGCCGGCUAAACACUGUGCGUAUGGGAUCUGCCGAAGCGACAACCGAUACGGGGAGAGACCGGAGAUGGCCGGGGUUCAUUUUAUUUUAUUUCCUAAGUUCCACAAGGAGCCUGAGAAGUGUGCGAGGUGGGUUCGCGCUUGUUCGCGAGAUGGAUUCACAACAGACAAGGUCAACAAAUACACCUACCUAUGUUCCAAACACUUCGUUGGUGGGAAUGGUCCAUCGUUUGAACAUCCCGACCCUAUCCCGGCAACAUAUACAUCUGAUCAGGUGGUGCAUUUUUCCAAGAAGAGGAAGAACCCAGUGGAGAGACACCCUCUUCCAUCCAAGGUAUCCAGGUUGGACCCAACUUCGACAGCAGGUGAUGAUGGCCUAUCCUUGUUGGCAGUAUGUGCAGCUGACCACCCUUACACCUCAAGAAAGCAUCCAGAGGAUCAGGAGACAAUCUGUACUGAAUUGAAUGUCUGUGACAUUGAAGAGACUGCCUUGACUGAGCACAGUUCCAGUGAUGCUGCCUGCCAAGCUACAUGCCAUCAACUCAAGACAUGUCCAGCCAGGCCGAUUGCAUGGACAAAAGAUGACUCAGCAUCACUGCACACCUACUUUGGCGAUUUCCUUGUGGUGGGAGAACGAGGAACUGGUGACAACAAGGGCAAACUUCCCAGGAAAAUGGAAACAACGAGAUUUUUAGAUCUGUCGACACCAAGCUGCCUGCUUCAUCUGGACAAACAGGCCGCCUACAAAAAGGUGCGAAGCAAACUCUUCAAUGACAGGAAGACCAUUCGACAAAAUGUUACCAAACACCUACAGCAGUUGCUGUAA